Microdochium trichocladiopsis is the source of this 2931-nucleotide messenger RNA. RefSeq lists its product as uncharacterized. The record is from RefSeq and is a predicted model, not a curated record. The coding region runs from base 463 to 2457 and encodes 664 amino acids. The transcript is spliced from 2 exons. NCBI's taxonomy places the organism in Eukaryota, Fungi, Ascomycota, Sordariomycetes, Xylariales, Microdochiaceae.
CCUGUGGCCAAAGGGCCCAGGCCCGUAUCUUGGCCAUGAUGGCCGCGCAGGCAUGCCCAGGCAAUCCAUCCUCAUCAUAACCUCGAGUGCCGGCCGAUCCUAGAUUAUCAUUGUUGCUCUUCUUUGGUUUCUUUUGCGACUUCGUCCUUGUCCUAUCGCUGGAAGAAGCACACGACACACUGACGGCACGACCAUACAGACGGCUCAGCUCCACUGCCCUGCCGUCACGGCUCAAAUAUAUCGGAUCUACAUUGAGCCAUCGCACACACCUCGCGGCGGAUCCGCACCGACUGGUCUCUCUGCUCACUCGCAUUGUUAGCCUCCUUGGCUUUGUGCCCUUUUUUUUCUUGCUUCUGCGACUCAGGAAUCUUUAGCGCGAAUACCUGCAGCUCGAGCAGAGACAGCCUCGCCGCUUAAGCACAAGUAAGCACGGCCUAGCGUGCCCAGGCCCAACCAAGCACGAUGCCUCACGGCACCGAGUCCGGGAACGACAACUAUCCACAACUCAAUACGGCGCAUGAGAACAAAGCCCCAGAAGAGCUGACCAGCUCUGUCGCCUACCACCGGACACUGAUCGACCAGCACCGCCAGCUCCAGCCUGCUACCUGCAAGAGCAACCCUGAGCCCGAUGACGACGUUCACGUCCGCAAGGGACAGAUGCUCCGAAGCUGGAUCCCAUUCGGAAGCAGGGCGCCUGCCGGUGCUGCUGGCGAUUCCAGCAGUACUACCCCAGGAUUGCCUGGCGCCCAGCAAUCAUCAGGCACUCAAGAUGGACGCAUCAACCGAUUGAAUGGAGGACCGGCCAGGACACUCCCGCGGGGCGCGCCGAAUAAGGAGAUGGCUACGAUGAGCGAGGGCGAGCGGGCGCCGAAAACAUUGCCUCUUGUCCCACACACGGAGCCGACGAGGCAAGAUGUGGAGGAAUACGAAGCACUGCCGCUGGCCAUUCAGCGCAAGUUCUUCUCCUCCGCCGAACGACUCCGCCUUGCUCAGUCUUCCGGCAAAUUCCUGAAGGCCGAGGUAAACCGAGUGCCUCGACCAGCAGGCACUUCCGCCCGCCUCCUCUCCACCACUGACACGCGCAGCUGGGCCGCUGCUUUCGAUCUUCACAACUUCCGAUCCCGAGCUGCCGAGCUCGACAUAGGGCGUGACUAUUCGCAGGAACGACCCGUCACUUCUCCCCUGCCAGUCAAGCCGGACUUCCAGGGUCCCUCAGACUUUUUGGUACUCGCCAAUCUUCCAGCAAAGAUUCGGGAGAAGCACCUCACCCGUGAGGAGCAGCUUCUGCUGGCCAGACAGCUUCGCCAAAGCGUACUGUUGGAUGCUGCCGACGAGGCCCUUUGCCGCCUAGGCCAGCGACGAAACAAGAAUCCCACCCCAGACCACGCCUCGCAAGAAGCUCCCAUCAUGGCAGCAGUCGCAACAAACAUGGCCUCCACAUCGACCAAGACGGACCACCAAGCCGAGCAAGAACCGUUGGGGGACAGCUUCAGGUGGUUUGAUGAGGACGACGAGCUCGAUCUCCGCUUCGCCGUCGAAGAUCCUCAAGUGGUACCCAGAUCCGUUUCAUCACUGUCCAAGCGAGAGUCACACCCCUUUCGGAGAGGGCUUUCCCUCACGAAAAUGUCAUUCAGCCGAUCAUCGAUAACCUCGUUUCGGCCCCCAACGGGAGAGUCAUAUGGCCCCGUAGACACAAGAUCAGCAAGUCCUGUUCAGGGCACCCAGCAUGGUCGCCGAAGGUCCCGGGCCUUCUCCAUCAUGGGACCUCGGCACAGUGCCAAGGCCUCGGUGGCCUCGAUUGAUGUCGCUGCUGCCCACUACCAGGACCCCGAGGCUCGCGCGAAGUUGAGAGUAUACCUCGCCUCGCCUCAAAAGUUUGACGAGGCUGUCGAGUUUGGUUUCCCUUCUGUAGAGGCAGCCAAUGCCAUGCCUAGGCGGACAUCGACCCGCCUGUCCCGUCAUCUUGUGUCUGACGAAGCGGACAAGUUGAAGACAUUCCUGUCCGACGACCGAUCGUCUACGUAUAGCGAAGACCUCUCCAUGCCCGACUCAGAAUCGCCCAAGACGCCGCAGAUUCUCGACAAGGACUCUAUACAGGCACUGGAGCUGCCAUUCGACUUUGACGAGAAGCAGUUCAAACUUUCGGACGGGUAUCUGCAUGCCCCGGCACACUCUCGGGAGAUGACGCUUCGCAUGACCUUGACGCGUCCGGAUCUCCGCGCACAAGAAGAUCAGAUGUACGGAUGGCAGCCUGCACCCAAAGAGCAGCCUGCAUGGCGGCAUUCCCGAGCCAUGACACAGUCGCGCUGGGAGCUCGCCCCUCCCACAAGCCAGGCCCGCGAUCUCCACAAAGAGAGCAUCGACAAGAUCUUUGCCGAAAUCGACCAGGAACUGGGCCCUACUCCUGCAGAAGGCGGACCAAUGAAGCGAUUGUGGAAGAAGGUGCGACGUUCCUGAGAGAGCAAGCUCGACCUGUUUUGUCGUUGGCGGCAAUCGGCCCCAUCGCUAUGACGAAAGGCAUUUUCCUUUGUGUGACAAAACGACGGAGCAUAUUGCACAAUCAGCACGACGCAGAUUGCCCAACUGUGCCACUUUAUCUACGUGUUUUCUCUUUUCCUUCACGACUGGGAGCUUGGAGCGGGACAUGCGCCUAUACCUAGCUCAGCCUCCGGAGGGCGGAACCUUUUUGAAACUUUAGCGAUUUUAUUUCUUUCCUUCACGCGGCACUGCUAGGCGUUCUGCAUCUUUGCUCAAAACCAUCUCGCUUCUUCUGUGUAUUUAUUUCACCCGUCAUAUCAAAGAGCUACUUGCCCAAGGAGGACCCACAGAAACGCCGUCCUGGCGGCAACCGUGUAAGAGGAGACAGGUCUGGGUCGGUUCUGUAGAUAACAUGUUGCAAUACAAUCGCCUAAAGGCUCAACUCAAUAACGA